This is a messenger RNA of Hypoxylon fragiforme, 1320 nucleotides long. Its product is annotated as nucleotide-diphospho-sugar transferase. NCBI's taxonomy places the organism in Eukaryota, Fungi, Ascomycota, Sordariomycetes, Xylariales, Hypoxylaceae. Gene Ontology annotation, biological process: biosynthetic process. The record is from RefSeq and is a predicted model, not a curated record. The coding region runs from base 1 to 1320 and encodes 439 amino acids. Gene Ontology annotation, cellular component: cytoplasm. Gene Ontology annotation, molecular function: transferase activity. The transcript is spliced from 4 exons.
AUGCUUCAAGUUCCGAUCCGAGAAAAGACGGGUGGUAGUGGUAAGGGCACGAAGGCCGUUAUUCUGGUCGGUGGUCCUUCACGAGGAACCAGGUUCCGCCCUCUAUCGCUCGAUGUCCCAAAGCCACUCUUCGACGUUGCCGGCCAUCCCAUCGUCUGGCACUGUCUGACUGCCAUUGCCAAAGUGCCCGAGAUCCAAGAGGUUUGCAUGAUCGGCUACUACGACGAAUCUGUCUUCAAAGACUUCAUCAAGGAAGCGGCCUCCGAAUUCCCUAACCUUCCCAUAAAAUACCUUCGAGAAUAUCAAGCCUUAGGUACCGCAGGUGGCCUGUACCACUUCCGAGAUGCUAUCCUCAAGGGCCGACCUGAGCGCAUCUUUGUCCUCAACUCUGAUGUGUGCUGCUCUUUCCCCCUCAACGAGAUGGCCAAACUAUUCGACGAUAAAGAUGCAGAAGCCGUAAUUUUGGGUACUCGAGUAGGCGAGGAUGCUGCCACCAAUUUCGGAUGCAUUGUGUCGGAUUCGCACUCUCGUCGUGUUCUGCAUUAUGUUGAGAAGCCAGAGAGCCAUAUAUCGAAUCUGAUCAACUGCGGUGUAUAUCUCUUCAGCGUCGACGCCAUUUUCCCGAGCAUUAAGACCGCUAUUAAGCGAAGAACCGACCGACCUCGACUGGUGUCUUAUCCCUCUUCUGAAAACUUGGAGUCAAGUUUCAUGGCAGACGACGACGAAGAGCGCAAGAAUGAGGUUAUACGCCUGGAACAGGAUAUUCUGAGUGAUCUCGCAGACAGCAAGCAGUUCUUUGUGUACGAAACUAAGGACUUUUGGCGUCAAAUCAAGACAGCUGGCUCCGCCGUCCCAGCUAAUGCACUAUACCUACAGCAAGCCUACCAGACAGGAUCUACCGAGCUUGCUAAGCCCUCUCCUAACGUGAUACCCCCCGUGUUCAUUCACCCUUCUGCACAUGUCGAUCCUACCGCCAAACUUGGCCCUAACGUGUCCAUUGGACCCCGGGCAACAGUCGGUCCUGGCGCCAGAGUUAAGGAGUCUAUUGUUCUGGAGGACGCAGAAAUCAAGCACGAUGCUUGUGUGCUGUACUCCAUUGUAGGCUGGAACAGCCGAGUGGGCGCCUGGGCGCGUGUCGAAGGCACGCCUACACCUGUCACAAGCCAUUCGACCAGCAUUGUGAAGAAUGGUGUUAAGGUCCAGAGCAUCACCAUCCUAGGCAAGGAAUGUGGAGUUGGAGACGAGGUCCGCGUGCAGAACUGUGUCUGCUUGCCAUUCAAGGAAUUGAAGAGGGAUGUCGCUAAUGAAGUCAUCAUGUAA